This is a messenger RNA of Brassica napus (rape), 1056 nucleotides long. RefSeq lists its product as uncharacterized. The transcript has 2 exons. Bases 1 to 1056 code for a protein of 351 amino acids. NCBI's taxonomy places the organism in Eukaryota, Viridiplantae, Streptophyta, Magnoliopsida, Brassicales, Brassicaceae. The record is from RefSeq and is a predicted model, not a curated record.
AUGGACAUUCAGAUCGCUCAGACAGAUGAGAGUGUGAAGAGGCAGCAAGGUAAUCUCCCUGGAAAGACCGAUAAGAAUCCUAAAGAAUGCAGUGCAGUUGAACUGAGGAGUGGAAGGAGACUACCAGAUGCGGCCACUAAGAAGCUAACAGCGGCAGAGAAGGGAAAGCAAAAGGAGGGCGAGCAACCGCGAUCCGAAGCUGCUCCUCUCUCUGACGAGGAAACAGAACAGCCUGCUGAGAUUGAUCCAGCCCCUGCCGCUACACCUGUUAAGCCUGUUCCUACGCGCGAAUACACACCUAAGGUUCCAUACCCUGUUCCCACAAAAAAGUCUCAGAAGGAUCGUGACGAGAUGAAGUGUAAGAAGAUGCUAAAGGAUCUAACUAUCAAGUUACCUCUGACUGAUGCAAUCCAGAUGAUUCCUUUUAUGCGCAGUUUGAUGAAGGGUUUGGUCUCAGGAAAGAUAACUCGAGACAGUGAGGUUAUGUUGGUUUCGAAGGAGUGUAGUGCAGUGCUUCAGAACAGGCCAAUUAAGAAAUUGGGUGAUCCAGGAAAAUUUUGUCAACCUCAUGCCUCACUCUGUGGCAAAGCGACUGGGUUCACAGACUUCAAGCCAACAAGAAUUUCCAUGGUGUUCGCGGAUAGAUCAGUUAAGCCACCGGUGGGUAUUCUGGAAGAUCUCCAUGUCCGAGUAGGCAACACCUUUGUUCCAACAGAUGUUGUGGUUCUAGAGCUUGACGAAGAACCAAGAGAUCCACUCAUCCUGCGCCGUCCUUUCUUAUGCACAGCUGGUGCGAUUAUUGAUGUUCGACAAGGAAGGAUUGAUCUUCACCUUGGAGACAUUGCGAUGAAGUUCGAGAUGAACAAGUUGCUGAAGCAGCCGAUGAUAGAUGCGCAGACCUACUCAGUUGAAGACGAAGAUCAGGAACUGUUCCCUCAAGAGGGAAUGAUUGAGGCAAUCUUAACUGAUGAACCACUUGAACUGGCCCUGAUCCGAGCUGAGACUGAGCCCAACAUCAAGAACGUGGACGCGGAUUGGCUACAACAAGAUACUUGA